GCCCGGCUGCUGCGUGCCGUUGUGCAGUAAUCACUCGAGGAAUGGUUGGCGAAUGUUUCAGUUCCCAAGAGAUACAAAAAGAAGAAUUUUGUGGACUGCAAGGAUCAAGCGGGACAAAUGGCAGCCCACGAACACCUCGUGCAUAUGCAGUGCUCAUUUCGAAGAGGACAGCUUCGAGCAAAACAGAGCAGACGGAUGGAAAAAACUAAAGCCAAAUGCGGUGCCGACAGUGUUUUCCUUCAGACCUUUGCCUCGUCACAGAAAGGCACCAAAGGAUAGGACCGGACCCGCUGUCCUCUCGGCCCUACUUGAAGAUCAACACGACAUAGCCACUGAUGAUCAUGAAGCUGCGAUGGACCCAAUGUCGUCACCAGGCAGGUUUGAGCUGACUCAAGGACAGAAUUGCAGCCCACACGACGCCAGCUCAAGUGCACUGGUAACAGACGAAGCAGGUCUGCAAGUCUCAGCCAGUGGAAUGAAUGCCGGGGCCUCUGACCUGCAGUCUGCUUGUACCUCUUGCGCAGAAUUAAGUAAGCAGCUCGCAGACCUGACACGAAAAUACUGCGAACUUCAAGAAUUGCAUACCCAGGCAAACUCAACAAUCCAAGGUCUCCGAAAAAAAGUUAAGAAGCUCGAAGCGUCGCCUACAGGCACUCAGUUUUCUGCCCGGUAUCCUGACUGACGUGAU
Molecule: messenger RNA, 688 nt
Organism: Dermacentor andersoni
Lineage: Eukaryota; Metazoa; Arthropoda; Arachnida; Ixodida; Ixodidae
Source: RefSeq, a predicted model, not a curated record